AUUUUUUCAAUUGCUAUUAUAGCAUCAAUUUUAAUUAUUAUUACCAGCGUAGUUAUAACUCUAGCCUCUAUUUUAUCAAAAAAAGCAUUAACAGAUCGUGAAAAAUGUUCUCCUUUUGAAUGCGGGUUUGAUCCUAAAUCUUCUUCACGACUGCCCUUUUCCCUUCGGUUCUUUUUAAUUACAAUUAUUUUCUUAAUUUUUGAUGUAGAAAUUGCUCUUAUUCUACCCAUAAUUUUAAUUAUUUCAAUUUCUAAUAUUACUAUAUGGGCUACAACAAGAAUUGUAUUCAUCAUUAUUUUAAUUAUCGGGCUAUACCACGAAUGAAACCAAGGGAUACUAAAUUGAUCAAAUU
Messenger RNA from Bactrocera tryoni, 352 nucleotides. The record is from the annotation of a RefSeq genome assembly. Lineage: Eukaryota; Metazoa; Arthropoda; Insecta; Diptera; Tephritidae.